Fusarium odoratissimum NRRL 54006 is the source of this 1434-nucleotide messenger RNA. RefSeq lists its product as uncharacterized. Gene Ontology annotation, biological process: regulation of DNA-templated transcription. The record is from RefSeq and is a predicted model, not a curated record. The coding region runs from base 1 to 1434 and encodes 477 amino acids. The transcript is spliced from 4 exons. Gene Ontology annotation, molecular function: DNA-binding transcription factor activity, RNA polymerase II-specific; zinc ion binding. Lineage: Eukaryota; Fungi; Ascomycota; Sordariomycetes; Hypocreales; Nectriaceae.
AUGCCGGUUGGGCCAUUCGAUAGACGCAAGAAGCGAUCGCGGUGCCUUGCAUGUGCUGCAAGCCAUCUCAAGGCAGGUACCGAGAAUUUCGUCAUCUGUUCUGGAAGUGUUCCGUGCAGUAACUGUGUGAGAAGGAGGGUUGAGUGUACUUUUGAGAAGCAGAAGCCUAAGCAGAUCUGGAUCAAUCAGGAUGAAUCUGGCAAAAAGGAGGUUACAAGGGUUUCAGCUGCUACCUGCAAAAGUCAGCCUCCUCGAUUGGUUACCAUCUCUACGGGUGAUCAGAUCUACUAUCUUUCUCACUACUUCGACACGUUCCUACGGCGGAAUAACUGCAACCCCAGGACGAACAUCUUCACUGAUGUUGUCAGUUUGAUGAAAGAUCAAGAAUCGGGAACAUUCCUUCACGAUGCCGUCCUUUCACUUGGUGCUAUGCAAGCCGUCAAGUUGAACGCAUCAGAAGGUAUUGAUCCAAGCAAGAGUUACAACUUGGCUGUGCAUCACUACUCCAAGUCCGUGCUGGGUUUGAGAAACGCUCUUGAGAAAUUUGAUCAAGAGCCCAGCGCCCGGCAUCGCAUCUUGUGGACUACACAUCUGCUGGGGCUGUUUGAACUUAUGACUGAUGCGACUGGCGAAGGAUGGAUACAACACCUAGUCCACGGCACUUCCAAAGCACUUGUCGCUGCAGGUCCAACAUCAUGCCAAUCAGGGCAUGGACAACGCUUUUUCACUGAAAUACGAGUCUUUGAAGUCUGCCGAGCUAUUAUAUUCAACGAGCCAACUUUUCUUGCAAAAGCAGAUUGGAGAUGUCUCACACGGGAGAUGAGGGCCAAAGAGCAAAGUAAUAGUGACUCGUUGGAUGAACUUCUGGAUAUCAUCGUCUCAUGCUCAACCCUGCGUGUUCGGGCGAAGAACCUUAUCUACUACUCGGACGCAGAUAAUGUUGGUCUCCCAAAACAUCUCGACGAAGCUUUUGACGUUGCUCAAGAAGGCUUCCGGCUAAGACAAGCUCUCGUCGACUGGGAAGCCAAAGGCGUACCCCCAAAACAGCUGACUGCUGAGAAUGCAAGUGGAAACUUCUCAUCCUUGACCAAAACAUUCUUCGCAGCCACAAGUAUCUACCUCUCCGGAGUCUUCGACUACGAAAUUCCAUAUUGGCAAGACAUGGGGAUUGUGGCGCCCAACUUGAGCGAAGAAGAGAUACAAAUGCAUGUCAUCAACAUAUUGACGCAUACGAAUAGUGUUUUGCAUAAUUCUUCCAUCUCUCCGUUAUUGGUGCUCUUUCCACUGCGGGUUGCUGGUGCACGGUCUUGGCAGGGUUGGCAGCAGGAUUGUAUCAUGCAGAACUUGUUGGUGGUUGAGCGGACAUUUCCUGUUGCAGCGGCUUUUAGGGCUGACUUGAUGGGUGUAUGGGCUCGGAUGAGUCCCCCGAUAUAG